Molecule: messenger RNA, 2677 nt
Organism: Impatiens glandulifera
Lineage: Eukaryota; Viridiplantae; Streptophyta; Magnoliopsida; Ericales; Balsaminaceae
Product: casein kinase 1-like protein HD16
Exons: 16
Coding region: 348-2462 (704 amino acids)
Biological process (GO): signal transduction; peptidyl-serine phosphorylation; endocytosis
Cellular component (GO): nucleus; cytoplasm
Molecular function (GO): ATP binding; protein serine/threonine kinase activity
Source: RefSeq, a predicted model, not a curated record
AUAGGAGAGAGAAAGAGAAAGAGAAAGAGAGAUAGCAGUCUAGGCCGAGAAGACAACACAUCGAUAAUCACAAUACAGUUUUUCUCCCAAAUCUCAACCUAAAAUCAUCCAUUCUUGCACUCCAAAUCUUCAAUCAAUAACUAUUCUCAACUUUAUCAACUCAAACUUAUAUGUUAAAUGGACCGAUGGAGGAUCUGAUACCGAUCGACUGAUACCUUUUUUAUUGAAUGCAUCGAUUCUUCAACUUCUUGUCACCGAUCUUUCUCCUUUUGAUUUCUUCCAGUUUACAGGGAUGUGUAAAGUGGUGAUGAAGAAAUUGGGUGGAUUGUGAUUUUGCAUGGGUUACAAUGCCAGAGUUGAGAAGUGGACCCCGGAGAUCAAAACGUCUUGAUGAUCUUCAGUCUGUCCCUCAACCAGUUGAUAAGGAGGAGAAUUGGCUUGCACCUGCUCCUAAUAGAACUAGAAGAAGAGUUGGUGGUGGAAGAGGAAGAGGGGCUAAUGCUCCACCUGUAGCGAAAGGGCCUUCGGCGGCUAUACCUGUGAGGCCAGCUGCUGCUGGAAGAGGAAGAGGGGUUAGGUUGGUAGAUCUAGGCCCUGAGCCACCUUGUGAGAUCCUUCCAGUUGCUCAAGAACCAGUAUUAAACGGAGUCCAGGGUGUUGCAGUUAAAGCAGUUGCUAUGGAGGGGGGAAAUGCGGACAAGAAUUUGGGGGUGGAUGAAGAUUCGAAUGCUACUCCUGUGCCUGAUAGGGUGCAAGUUGGUAAUUCUCCUAUAUACAAGACAGAAAGAAAACUGGGUAAGGGUGGUUUUGGUCAAGUUUAUGUUGGAAGAAGGGUAAGUGGCGGAACGGAGAGAACAGGAGCUGAUGCACUUGAGGUAGCAUUAAAGUUUGAGCACAGGAAUAGCAAGGGGUGUAACUAUGGCCCGCCAUUUGAGUGGCAAGUAUAUAGCAACUUGAAUGGAUGCUAUGGGAUACCAAGGGUGCAUUACAAGGGUCGAAUAGGAGAUUUUUAUAUCUUGGUCAUGGACAUACUUGGACCCAGUCUUUGGGAUGUUUGGAAUUCAUUAGGCCAAUUGAUGCCACCAAAUAUGGCGGCUUGUAUAGCAGUGGAGGCAAUAGCAAUUCUCGAAAAACUUCACAUGAAAGGAUUUGUGCAUGGAGAUGUGAAGCCUGAGAACUUUUUACUUGGUCAACCUGGAACAGCUGAAGAGAAGAAGCUUUAUCUUAUCGAUCUUGGUUUGGCAUCUAGAUGGAAGGAUGCCUCAACAGGGAAGCACGUUGAAUAUGAUCAGCGCCCUGAUAUAUUUAGGGGCACAAUAAGAUAUGCAAGUGCACAUGCACAUUUAGGCAGGACAGGAAGUAGAAGGGAUGAUCUUGAGUCAUUGGCGUACACCCUUAUAUUCCUAAUCAAGGGAAGACUUCCAUGGCAAGGCUAUCAGGGUGACAACAAAAGCUUUCUUGUUUGCAAAAAGAAAAUGGCUACAUCUCCAGAGCUGAUGUGUUGCUUUUGUCCACCACCUUUCAAACAGUUCCUUGAAGCUAUAACAAAUAUGAGAUUUGACGAGGAACCAAAUUAUUCCAAGUUGAUAUCCUUUUUCGACAGUUUGAUUGACCCAGUUACAUCGCAAAGACCUAUAAGAACUGAUGGCGCCCUUAAGGUUGGGCAGAAAAGGGGAAGACUGCUUAUAAAUUUGGAAGAAGAAGAACAACCAAAGAAGAAACUGCGACUUGGUAGUCCUGCUACUCAAUGGAUAUCGGUUUAUAAUGCACGACGUCCUAUGAAACAAAGGUAUCAUUAUAAUGUUACGGAUUCAAGGCUGCGUCAACAUGUGGAUAAGGGUAAUGAAGAUGGUUUGCAUAUCAGCUGUGUGGCUUCUGCACAAAACUUGUGGGCAUUGAUCAUGGAUGCUGGUACAGGUUUCACUUCCCAAGUGUAUGAACUCUCAACUGUGUUCCUGCAUAAGGAUUGGAUAAUGGAGCAUUGGGAAAAGAAUUUCUAUAUUAGUUCUUUAGCUGGCUCAUCUAAUGGGAGUUCGUUGGUUGUCAUGUCUAAAGGCACUCCAUUCACCCAACAGUCGUAUAAAGUGAGUGAAUCAUUUCCGUUCAAGUGGAUCAAUAAAAAAUGGAAAGAAGGUUUCCACGUCACUUCGAUGACUACAGCUGGGGAUCGUUGGGCGGUAGUGAUGUCUAGAAAUGCUGGCUACUCCGACCAGGUUGUGGAGCUUGAUUUUAUGUACCCUAGUGAUGGUAUUCAUCGGAGGUGGGAAAGCGGUUACAGGAUAACUUCCAUGGCUGCUACUAAUGACCAAGCAGCUUUAAUUCUUAGUGUACCCAAACGAAAAGUUGUGGACGAGACUCAAGAAACACUCCGCACCUCUGCUUUUCCUAGCACACAUGUGAAGGAGAAAUGGUCAAAGAAUCUCUACAUUGCAUCGAUAUGUUAUGGUCGGACAGUUUGCUGAUAUGGUCAACAAACAAACUACACGAGGAACGUAAAGUUUAAAAGGUUAUUAACUGUAUAUCCUCAAGUGAUUGGAUGAAACAUAUCUUUGUGAGAUGUUUUGAGUUCACAAUCAAAUGAUGAUGAUGAUGAUGCUGUUGUAAUUUAGAAUAUUUGCAUCAGAUAAGAUAUAUAUUGUGUGAUAACAUAAUAUUGAUCAAGGAUUGAUUUUGUGUA